AUAUUAUUUCGUUCCAAACAUAAGAACAUACAUAUUAAGUUUCCUCAUUUGUCUUUCUUCUGUCUUCACCGGGUUUUGUAGUUUUACAAAAGGCGAAAUGGCGGGUGAGCAAAUGAAAUCAGUUGCUUCUCUUCUUCUGGUGCUCAACUUCUGCAUGUAUGUGAUCGUUCUAGGGAUUGGAGGAUGGGCCAUGAACCGAGCCAUCGACCACGGAUUCGAAAUCGGCCCUGAUCUGAAGCUGCCAGCACAUUUCUCCCCAAUUUAUUUUCCGAUGGGAAACGCAGCCACAGGAUUCUUUGUGGUGUUCGCGUUGCUGGCGGGUGUAGUUGGUGCGGCUUCCACAAUCUCAGGUCUUAGCCACAUUCGUUCUUGGACCGUGGGAAGCUUGCCAGCUGCAGCCGCAGCUGCAACUAUUGCUUGGACCCUCACACUCCUUGCCAUGGGAUUCGCCUGGAAAGAAAUCGAGCUUCACGUGCGAAAUGCAAAACUGAGAACCAUGGAGGCGUUCUUGAUCAUACUCUCAGUCACGCAGCUUCUUUACAUCGCCGCUGUUCACGGCGUGAGGAGACCUACUUAAGGAUUCAUGGAUGUUUCUACUUUUCAAGUUAAUCAUCCCGAAACUUGGGAUUGAGUAUGUGAGUGUUUGUGUGUGUGUGAUUUUUAUUUUAUAGGAAGUUGAGCAAAAGCUUAAGUUAAUUCAAUUCAUGCAUUCUUUGUGUACAAAAGGAUCAGAGCUUGUUUUGUGUGUGUGUCACUUUGUGUUCAUGGAAUAAAAUUAAACUUUGAGGCUUGAA
Raphanus sativus (radish) is the source of this 794-nucleotide messenger RNA. RefSeq names its product membrane protein PM19L-like. The coding region runs from base 98 to 577 and encodes 159 amino acids. The transcript has 4 exons. The record is from RefSeq and is a predicted model, not a curated record. Lineage: Eukaryota; Viridiplantae; Streptophyta; Magnoliopsida; Brassicales; Brassicaceae.